AUGUCAAUUUUAGAAUUCUUUGUUACUAUUGUUAUACUAUUCAUUCUAAAGUUCUACUAUGACUAUUUCAUUCGUUCAACACCAUAUCCAGGUCCACUUCCCUUACCUAUCAUAGGUAACCUACAUCAAUAUUACUAUCAUAGUAACGAUUUUUUAUCUUGGCUUCACCAAUUAAGUUCGAAAUAUGGUGAUGUAUUUGAAUUGUACUUUGGAUCUUGUAGAUAUUUAAUGAUUAGUGAUCCGCGAAUCGUUGAAAAAGUUAUGAGUCCAGUAAAAGAUAGUAAUUAUUUUGUACGUGUUACUGCUAAAGAUGGAUUAGAAGAAUUAAAGAAAGGCAAUAAUGGAUUAUUAUUUAAUAUGGAUCUAAAUUCUUGGUCUUAUAUUAGAAAAUUUUUUAAAGUGAUAAUGACACCUAAUAACUUAAAAUUAGAAAUAUUAAAUAAUGUUUUUCAGGAUUUAGAAAGAUAUUGGAAUUGUUUAAUUGAAAAACAUGGACAAUUUCUGAUUGAUGAACAAGAAAAAUCAGUGGAAAUUGAUUUUGUACCUUGGUCCAGAAAAUUUUUCGCAGAAACAAUGAUGCUUUUAACAGCCAGUAAGAAACUUGAUUUAUUAUCGAAUCAUUAUAAUAGGAUUAUAAAGAAUUUCAACAAUAAUCAUGAUUCAAAUGAAGAAUUUUUGGAUCGCAUAAUUCUUGCUUCUGAUUGUAAUAUAACUUGGACAAGAAAUUAUGCUUGUGAUCUGGUCAAGGAAAAUAGAAAAAUUAUUGAAUCCAUUGACGAUAAAGAGGAAUUAACGAUUGAUAUUUUAAAUAUGUUAUUAACCGCAAAUACAUCAAAAGACAUUACUCGAGGUAUUUCUAAUGAUAACAAUACGCCUAUGACUGAUGAAGAAAUUGCCGACAAUGUGGUGGAAAUACUUAGUGAAGGAAUUGAUAGUCCUGCAAAUACUUUAUCGUUUAUUGUUUAUUAUGUUGGAAAUAAUUUGGAUGUUGAGAAACUUAUUAUUGAUGAAAUUGAACGAGUUUUUGGUCAUGGAUCUGAUUUUAACAUUACCUAUGAAGAUUUAAGUAAACUUGAAUAUAUCGAAGCUGUGAUAAAAGAAGGUAAUCUUCUAAGAAAGCCAAUUACGGCAACUAUUUCUCGUUUUUCGGAAAAAUCUGAUCAAAUUGAUGAGUAUAAAAUUCCAUCAUCAACACAAUUAGCGAUUAAUGUUAUGGGUUUACACAUGAAUCCAAACUAUUGGGAAAAUCCUAAGGAAUUUAAUCCUUCAAGGUUUUUAGCAGAUAAUAACAAACCUGAAAUUAACAAGAAUGCGUUUAUGUAUUUUGGUGGUGGAUUACGUAUGUGCCCAGGAAAACACUUGGCAAUGACUCAACUUAAAAUGCUGAUUACUUUGUUAUAUAGUAAAUAUAAAUUACAGGUAAUUACCAAAGAACCUUCACUGCAAAAUAAUAUUAAUACUCAAUGUAAGGAGUUGAAAAUCAGAAUUAACUGUAGAAAAUGA
This is a messenger RNA of Cetraspora pellucida, 1503 nucleotides long. NCBI's taxonomy places the organism in Eukaryota, Fungi, Glomeromycota, Glomeromycetes, Diversisporales, Gigasporaceae. The record is from the annotation of a GenBank genome assembly.